AUGAAUUCUCUGCAAUUACACUGCUCUCUUCACUUCCACCGUCCAAAACACCUUCUCCGCAGCUCUACCAUCUUCACUUCCCGGAAUUGCCACUUCCCCGGGAAAAUCAUUCUCCGUCAAAGUUUCAGAGGCGAACCCAACCCUAGCUCCUUCGUUUGCUUCGCUCAAUCCGAUACGAAGGAAUUAGGUUUCGAUGGCGAGAAAUUGGAACGUCCUCCUUUCGAUAUCAAUCUCGCCGUUAUCCUCGCUGGUUUUGCUUUCGAAUCCUACACUACACCUCCUGGAAAUAUUGGGAAACGAGAGGUUAAUGCAGCUGGAUGUAAUACUCUCUACCUCUCUGAGUCAUUUGUUAGGGAGAUAUAUGAUGGGCAAUUGUUGAUAAAACUCAAAAGAGGAUUUGAUUUUCCUGCCUUGGAUCCAUGGGGAACGAGUGAUCCCUAUGUGGUGAUGGAUUUGGAUGGUCAGGUUGCUAAAAGCAAAACCAAAUGGGGGACAAAAGAGCCAAAAUGGAAUGAAGACUAUGUUUUUAAUAUCAAACUGCCCCCGGCAAAAAAGAUACAGAUUGCAGCUUGGGAUGCGAAUCUUGUUACUCCACAUAAACGGAUGGGGAAUUCCGAAGUCGACCUGGAAUGCAUUUGUGAUGGAAACUUGCACGAGGUGCUAGUAGAACUCGACGGAAUUGGAGGUGGUGGGAAAGUUCAACUGGAGAUUAGGUACAAGGGAUUUGAGGACAUUGAAGAAGAAAAGAAGUGGUGGAAGUUCCCGUUUAUUUCAGAAUUCUUUCAAAGAAAUGAAAUUGAGUCAACUUUGAGAAAUCUUGUUGACUCGGACGCUGUACCAGCACGUCAAUUUGUAGAGUAUGCCUUUGGACAGUUAAAGUCACUCAAUGAUGCUCCCCUUAAGAAUAUUGAACUACGAGACAAUAAUAUGGACGGCUCUGAAGGUGACGAAAACUCUAAUCAUCGUUCUCCAGAGGUAGAUGUGCUUUCUGAUGAGACUAGUUCAGAGGAUUCAUUGGAGCAGAAUUGUGAUAGCGAAGAUAAAGAAGGUGAUAGUGAUGGCAGCAUAGCGUCAGAAAGUAACUUCUGGGAUAACUUUCCUGACAUAAUUAGUCAGAAUAUCGUCCAGAAACUUGGCCUUCCUUCACCUGAGAAAUUUAAGUGGGAUGGAAUGGAAAUACUGCCUGAGAAAUUUAAGUGGGAUGGAAUGGAAAUACUGGAAAAAUUUGGUGUACAAUCACGAAAAACUGCAGAAGCAGCUUACAUUGAAUCAGGGCUUGCCACUGCUGAUACUCGAAAAGGUGAUGAUGAAAAGGAAGAAGACCAGCUCGCUAUUAAUGCGUCCAAGUCUUCCCUUGCAGACAUGAAAAAUGCGACACAAGAAUUGCUUAAGCAGGCUGAUAAUAUCUUUGGUGCAUUGAUGGUUUUAAAAGCAGUAGUGCCUCAAUUAAGUAAGGACAGUCCUGGUACACAGAAGGUCAUAGAGAAAGAUGGUGCUUCCAGUGUCACUGGAGAUGUCUCUAGUUUCUCUAAGAGGGAAAAACUCUCUGGUCUAGUGAAUAUUGAAGGAGCGGAUGAAAAGAACGCUGAGGAAAUGAAAACACUAUUUUCUAGUGCAGAAAGUGCCAUGGAGGCAUGGGCAAUGCUUGCCACUGCCCUGGGGCAUCCAAGCUUUAUCAAAUCUGAAUUUGAAAAGUUAUGUUUUCUAGACAACGACAGUACUGACACACAGGUGGCAAUUUGGCGUGAUGCAAGGAGGAAAAGAGUAGUUAUCGCUUUUAGAGGAACUGAGCAGACAAAGUGGAAAGAUUUGCAGACUGAUUUGAUGCUAGUUCCUGUUGGUCUGAACCCUGAACGAAUUGGUGGGGACUUCAAGCAAGAAGUACAGGUUCAUAGUGGAUUUCUGAGUGCAUACGAUUCUGUAAGGAUAAGGAUAAUAUCAAUGCUCAAAAUGGCAAUUGGCUACAUAGACGAUGUUGCUGAGCGUGAAGAUAAAUGGCAUGUUUAUGUGACUGGCCAUAGUUUGGGUGGUGCAUUAGCUACACUCUUGGCUAUCGAACUUGCGUCAAGCCAAUUAGCUAAACGUGGAGAAAUCACUGUUACUAUGUACAAUUUUGGUUCUCCAAGAGUCGGCAACAAAAAAUUUGCUGAAGUUUAUAAUCAGAAAGUAAAAGACAGCUGGAGAGUUGUAAACCAUAGAGACAUAAUUCCCACGGUCCCUCGCUUAAUGGGUUAUUGUCAUGUUGCUCACCCUGUUUAUCUUGCUGCUGGAGAAGUGGAAAGUAUGGAGUUCCAGAAAGAUGGUUAUCAUGGUGAGGUGAUUGGAGAAGCGACUCCUGAUAUUCUUGUUAGUAGAUUUAUGAAAGGUGAGAAGGAACUUGUUGAAAAGAUACUUCAAACUGAAAUAAAAAUAUUCAACGCAAUUCGUGAUGGGAGUGCCCUUAUGCAGCACAUGGAGGAUUUUUAUUACAUCACACUCUUAGAGAAUUACACUGACUUAAAUUAUGGAAGAUACAAUCUCUCACAGGAUAGUAAAAUUUGA
Messenger RNA from Arabis nemorensis, 2541 nucleotides. Lineage: Eukaryota; Viridiplantae; Streptophyta; Magnoliopsida; Brassicales; Brassicaceae. The record is from the annotation of a GenBank genome assembly.